GCGCGGUGCGGGGUACUCGGGCAUGGCUGGCGCUCAGUGCGGCUGUCUCUUCUGCAGAAGGAGUGCCUGCUAAGGCAGGAAGAGGAAUCUGGUUGAAUUAAGCACAAAACCAGGCGGGAGGUGAGGAAGUUAGAAAGCAGCGUGAACUGUGGCUUCAGCUUGUAGGCUGAAGAAUGAUGGCUACCUUCAAUAAACUCAAUCUGGGUGUUGGUGUUAGCAGUUUUGCUAUAUUUCAACUUUCCUUCCAUUUGCUAAGUUCUUGGAUUUCUGCACGUGUAACUUCUGGUUUUAAUAACCUUGACCAAAAGAAGAAGAUCGAAUGGAAUUCAAGGACAGUAUCUACAUUCCACGCCUCGGUGGUUGGAGCAUUUUGUUUGUAUAUUUUAUUAUAUGAUGAAGCUGUUAAUGCUGACCACGUUUGGGGUGAGCCUUCUACAGUGCAACUAAAUCUUGCUAUUACUUCAGGCUACCUCAUUUCAGAUUUGCUGCUUAUUAUUUUUUACUGGAAGGCGAUUGGGGAUAUAUAUUUUAUAAUUCACCAUUUAGUAGCUCUGUACGCUUACUACUUUGUACUGGAUAGAGGAUUGUUGGCAUAUUUUGCUAAUUUUCGCCUACUUGCAGAAUUCUCUACUCCUUUUGUGAAUCAGCGGUGGUUCUUUGAUGUACUGGGGUAUUCCAAGGCUUCAAAAGCCAACAUCAUCAAUGGACUACUAAUGACAAUCGUGUUCUUCCUGGCAAGGAUCAUAGUCAUCCCAGUUUAUUAUACCAAUGUUGCUUCUGAGGUUGGAACAGAAGCUUUCUACAAAUUAGGGCUUGCAGCUCAAAGCGCCUGGUUUAUCUCCAGCAUUGUCUUGGAUAUCAUGAACUUAAUAUGGAUGGUCAAAAUUACAAAGGGAUGUUACAAAGUUAUUUGUCUUAUUGGACAAGGAGAAGCCAAAGCACAUAAGAAUGGCAAAUCUAAGUAGAAGAUUUAAAAAAAAAACAGUAGCUUUGGGUUCACUGAAAGAACAAUGCACACUUCUGCCAUAAAAAGAGCCUCUUAAGGAAAUAAGGUAUUACCUCUGAUAAAUUUAGCUUUCCCUUUGACCCACUUGCCUGGGCAUCCAGGACCAACUCAUUUGAAGACUUGCAUUAUGUGGAGUGGGAAACAAUAACAUGCUGCAUUUAUUGACCUUGGUAGUGUAUUCUAAGCACUUAAAAGACAAAUGAACCAGUAAAGGAAUCUCUUCUAGCACUACGUUCCUAUGAAUUUUCACUCAGGUUUCUUAGAUGUGUUUUUAAUGCCUGUGAAUGUCAGGAUCAUUGGUUUACGUUCUAAUAUGGCAGCUUUCCUGGCAUGUUUCUCUGCUUUCUUAAUGUUUGCUGUUCCUAACUGAAACUUCAUCUUUUGACAACUUUUUAACAUAUUUUGCAAGUCUCUUGCUUUGAAUCUGUAAUCUUUUACUGCAUUUUCUGCUGCCUUAUGUGCAUGCACAUGACCGUUUGAGAUUUAUAGAGCAAUUUUACAUAAAGCUAUCAAUUAGAGUUUGGGGUUUCUUUUCUCUUUUAAAAUAUCACUACUGACUCUUGCUGUACAUAAAAGAUAUUUUCAACCUUUAAUUAAGUAUCUGAAUUCCAACACAUGUUAGCAUGGUAAACAGUAUGGAGAUGAGCAAAUUCUUGUGUCAGUGUUCCUUCCCUUUCAUGGUGGUUUGGACCUUGUAUGUUUUUAGUGUAGUGUCAUAUAUCUAAAUGAUUUUUGUGGAGUGUAAACUAAUGAAGGGAAGAAAAUUUAGAAUAUAUGUAUUGUUACAAGAACCAUUGUGCAUAAGUUUAACUUGUUACUGAUCAAUUCAUUUGCAUCCUUGAUCCUUUUUUCCUUUAAUGCAAAAUCAAAGAAAUAGCUCAUUGCUUCACCAAGCAGCAAAAUGUUUUUAAAACCAGAUCUUUUAUCUACGAAACUUGAGAGCAGCUCCACAAAACAUACCUUGAUGCAGGUUUUCAUCUUUAAAGGAAACCUUCAACAUUGUUCAUCUCUUGACAGAUAUUUGCAAAAGCAUGUUGUUGAUGAAUUCAAAAGAUUGUACCCAGUACGCCUCUAGUGGAAAAUGUACAAGAGAUUUUAUUGCACUAGCACAACUAUGAGCAUAAUAAUUAGCACAAUUAAGGCUAGGUUAAUGAAGUCAUAAUAACUUGUGCAAUAACUCGUGCAAUAGUUUGUCAGACAACGUGUGCAAAGUGUGCAAUAUCAUGCACAAAGAAUCAAAAUACUGAAUUGUUGUAUAAGCUUUGUGCUAGCAGAAUAGCACCAUUAGAUACAACAGUGAAAAGGAAACAUUUGUAAGAAAAACAUGAUUGAAAACCUGCUUGUUUACAUACAUUUUAUACUAUUGUGUGCUCCAGUUUGUUAAGGUUUCCCAUAUUUAUUAUUUGUAUUUAUCGUAAUGUAUCGAAGACCAUGUGUCAUAAUUUGCUGCUAAUACUCUGUUCCUUUUCACAUUGGUGAUACAAAUAUGGAGGAACAAGCUAUUUUCCUGUAACUAGUUUCAUGGCCUUAUUGUGUGCUAUUUCUUUCUACUGCUGUUCUUUAGCAAUGCUUCAUGCACAAGACUAUUCUUCAUCUAAAACUUACGAAUACUAAACUUGAGCUACUACAUAAAGUAGACUUAAUGUUAAUAUAAAAAGCAUUUUCCCCCUUCUCUCAAGAGCAUGUGUAUCUCUUUAUGGCUUGGUAGAUGUUGUUGGGUUCACAAGAUUACAUUGACGUUCAUCAGUUUAAGUCAUAUUUAUCUCAUAACAUUAAAACAACCUACUUCUGAUCUUUGCAUUAGAAUUGUAGUAGCUUGAGUAUAAUAAUAUAAAUACAGAGACCCUAUCCAGUCAUGCAUGUGUAGACUUGCAUGUGUGAAAGAUCACAUUUUAUAUGCUACAAAUAACAUGUUUUAAAUCUCAAGCUGUUUCUCGGUGGCACCAUUUGACACACUCAGCUCUGAUUCUUUAGCGAUUAAUGAUCAAGUGAUGUACUUGUAUGUGUCAAUCAGUUAUACUUAUUUUCUAAAUGAACGGUCAUAAUUCUGUUUCCUGAGCACCUUUUCCUGUGUAGAAGAGUCUAGAAACUAAAUUACACAUAUCCACAUUUUUAAAAAUGGCAAUGAACAACAAUUUAUACUUUGGAUGCAAUUUAGGGUGUAGUCCGAUGCCCUGCAUUCUCAGUACAUGUAACCCUCUGAAUUUGAAGACAUCUGUGCAUCCUUUGCCUUGGAUGAAGAAUGGCGGUACUUAUCUCUGUUGUUGCUAUGCCUUGCACCAGGUGUUUUAUCUAAAUGGCCAUUUUCAGCUGCCCAGAAAAAUGCUAGUGAGGAAAAAGGAAGGAGGCUGAGAUGCUGAUAGGGAUCUGUCCAAGUCUUCAACCCAGCCUCCUCCCUUCUCCUCCCUCUAGCAUGCCCAUGUCCUUCCCUCUGGGGAAGGGGAGAGACUGUGCCCUUGCUGGGGAUCAGCUGGCACAAUUCUUUCCGUGCCAGUGGUAACAGGGCAGGGCAGGUGUUGGUCUUCAGAGUCCCAGGUCUGAGAUUGUAGGAUCUCAGAGCUAGGAAUCUGAAGAAUCCUGUGACCUCCCAGACAAUGUCCGGAGGCUGUGGGAUUGCAUCCUUAAUCCUCUUAAGUUGAAUGGCUUCUUUCAUUGUCAAGUGCCUUCUUUCAUUGUCCAGUGCAUUUGUUAUCCGUAAAUUAACGGCUGUUGAGGUCUUCUCAUGGUCUCUGCAUCAUAUGCCUGGGCUCUCUGUCUGCACAGAGCCUCCACGAAACUUCUAUAGUUGAGGAGCAUUGGCAGCAACUCUUCCCGGCAUAUAAUGUGCAUUGAGUUUCUAUCUACUUUCUUAGUACCUCUUCCACCAGGAUUAAAGAAGCUUCUGUCUGUUGGACUGUGAUUUUUACAGAGGUUCUUUGUCUUGUUUUCAUUUUGAUCUUUCUCUCUCUCUCUCAUUUUUUGUGUAGCAUGGGGUCACAUGGGGUCCAUCAUUCCUAUUUCAUAACUGUGCUCAUCACCAGGCAUUUAUGAAAUAGGAAUGAUGGAAUCCAUUUGAUAGCACCUGUGCUGGAAGCAGUGGAACUUCAAAAACUAUGGCUUGUGCAUGUUCUCUUUCUCUCGUUUGUUCAUUGGUGGCAGCAAUAAGGCCUCUCACAUUGCCUGAUCCAUCUGUGGUAAAAAGCAAACUCCAGGGGGCUUCCUGACUCAGUGGCCAAAAAGCUGGCCAAAAAGAUUCAGACACCUAAGGCCUCGACAAGCUUUGAAAAGUAAAAGGAGUGAAAAAAACCUUCCUAAAUUACAAAAGAUAUGAAAUAGUAGCCUAAUGUUUUGCAUUGAGAGUAAACUUCUGGAAAAUUUAUUGGUACCAAUGCAUAAUAAUGGGAAUAACCUUGAAAGUUCUUGCUUCUGUUUAGAAAGAUACACUGUACGUAUCCUCAGACCACAGGCUCACACACUUUCAGUGCUUUAAGUCUCUCCUCCUUAUUUUGGAACUGAGAAAAUGAUCUGCUUAUCUAUUUAUGUACAGUUGUGGCUCAUAAGCAACUAGCAAGAUACAAUUAGUGUAAAAAGAAAGGUUUUUUAAUAUGCUGCAAAUCAAAGCACCCUGGCAUUAGGCCAUUUAUAGUAUCUGCAAGUACCCUUCAAACUGUUGGCAAUAAUUAUUUACAGAUCAAAUAAUUGUAUGUACAUUAUUGCUUGUAUCAAAAUGGUUUCUUAAAGUGCAAUUCUAUGCAUGCAUAAACAGAAAAAAGUCUUCCAACCCCCAGCAUUCUGGACAGUUCCAAGCUGGGGAAUUCUGGGUGUUGAAAGCCAUUUUUAUGUCUAAAUAUGCAUAGGAUUAAGACUGAAGGUUCUUCACAUUGCACUUUGCAUCUCAGGGCUGUAAAUUGGGAACUGCUGUUUAUCUAGUUCUCAGAUUAAUAUAGGCUGUAUGGAUUUAGCUUUUCAUUUGGCAACAUUGUCAUGUUAUAGAGAGCCACACAAAAAAUCCACAUUUCCCCCUCUUUCCAUUAUUUACAUGGGAAAAAGUUCAUAUUCUUAGAAUUAAUAGAAGUCCUAAGUAUUAAAUAUUAAGAAGUAACAAAUGCUCAUGAAUAUUCUCAGUUCCAUUAAAGUGUCAGUCCUAGAUGCCAGCCUUCACCAACCAGGUGUUCUUUAGAAGGAUGGCAGGGGGAUGAUGGGGGUGAUACUCCCAACACAUUUGGAGGGUAUCAGGUUAGAGAAGGGUGUAUAUGUGCUCACCUCAGAGAAAGUCCCAUUGAACUCACUAGGGCUUACUUAAGAGUACUGUGUGUGUAUUGUUUUUCUUGCAAACAAACAGAUAAUUUCAUUUUUAAAUAAUAAAUGAUACUUCAUCUCAGUAAAAGGUAUUUUUUAUCAAUAGGUGUUAACAUGAAAAAUUGGGGUCCUAAGUCACAAAAUACUUUCCAGCAUUAUGUGUUCUUAGUUUGUUCUGUAAUGCCAUUCUUCUGCUCUAACUGUAAAAUCUGUCUACUGGAUCUUAUGAGCUUUAUAGUGUUUCAUGUGCAAUUGGGCAUACCUUCACAUGAGCUUUAUAGUGUUUCAUGUGCAAUUGGGCAUACCUUCACAAUAUUAAAAAAGCAGUGCAGACCAGGCCUCUGACAUAAUUCCAUCUUUUCUUUAUGAAUAUACCUGUGGAGGAAAUUUGUUUUCCAGAGUAUACCAGGUUCUGAAUAUGGGUAAAGCUGAUAUGAAGACCAAAGACAAUUUUGGAGCCUGAUGGUUUGUAUAUAUGCUUCUGGACUAACUAUCUGCUUCCAAAAGUGGCUUUUUUCU
Molecule: messenger RNA, 5803 nt
Organism: Varanus komodoensis (Komodo dragon)
Lineage: Eukaryota; Metazoa; Chordata; Lepidosauria; Squamata; Varanidae
Product: TLC domain-containing protein 4-B-like
Exons: 7
Coding region: 174-965 (263 amino acids)
Biological process (GO): lipid homeostasis
Cellular component (GO): endoplasmic reticulum; membrane
Source: RefSeq, a predicted model, not a curated record